Molecule: messenger RNA, 6086 nt
Organism: Oncorhynchus gorbuscha (pink salmon)
Lineage: Eukaryota; Metazoa; Chordata; Actinopteri; Salmoniformes; Salmonidae
Product: ras-associating and dilute domain-containing protein-like
Biological process (GO): substrate adhesion-dependent cell spreading; signal transduction; neural crest cell migration
Cellular component (GO): microtubule
Molecular function (GO): GTPase binding
Source: RefSeq, a predicted model, not a curated record
UAAACCCAUUUACCCUAAACCCCUAUACCCUAAACCCAAAAUCCUAUACCCUAAACCCUAUUCCAUAACCCCUAUACUCUAUUCCAUAUUCCCUAACCCCUAUACCCUAAACCCUAUUCCCUAACCACGAUACCCUAAAUCCUAUUCCCUAAACCCUAUACCCUGAACCCUAUUCCGUAACCCCUAUACUCUAUUCCAUAUUCCCUAACCCCAAUACCCUAAACCCUAUACCCUAACCCCUAUACACUACUCCCAAACCCUACCCACACCCUAUUCCCACACCCUACCCCUGUCCUAUCUCCUCAUCCAGUACCCCAGCCUCUCUACCAGGGAGACACCAGUCUACAGCGUCAAGUUCUCCAGUACUAGCAGGUCCAGUCGUCAUCAUGUUCUAUGGGUCGUCCUCUACCUCGGGGGCCUCCAUGUCGCUGCCCUCCAAGAGCCGUCUCAAACGCCAGAGCAGAACAUUCACGCAGGUUCUGUACCGGACUCUGAGUUACCGGGAUCGUCCCCCGGCCGACCACACCUCCCGAGACCGCCGCUCCGUCACUGAACCCCCCGACGACGACCGUCCCCGUGACGACCCCGCGGAACUCUCCACCCAGAGCUCCGCCCCCGGCGUCCUGAAGAUCUUCGGAGAUGAGAUCUGCGAGGGCGCCAACUACAAGUCCGUCCUCGCCACGCCCCGGUCCAGCGCACAGGAACUGGUCAAAGAGGCGCUGGAACGCUAUUCGCUGAACAAAGCCUCCGCCCACUCCUACGUCCUCUGCGACGUGAUAGGUCAGCUGGAGGGGGGAGGAGGUGGAGGUCAGGAGGGAGGAGAGGGCGAAGGAGUAGGACAGGGAGGAGGAGGGGGGUGGAGGACGGAGUGUCUACGGGCGAUGGGCGACAACGAGAAACCAUUGUUGUUACAGGAACUAUGGAAGCCCAGAGAGGGACAUGCCAGGAGGUUUGAGCUGCGGAGGAGAGCGGAGGUAGAGGAGCUGAACGCCAAGGAGAAGGAUACGGUCACUGCAGAUAUCAACGCCCAGGCUAUUAGCUACAGAGGAACAGAACUAUUAGGAACUCUGACACUACUAUUACUAGAUUAUGGGACCACCUUCUGCCUAUUCCUAUUACUCAGUGAGACCAGUCUCAACCAGGUGGGUAUAACAGACGAGCUAUUAUAGCGUUACUACUCCACCCUGCCGGGACCUCUGAGGACGAGGGGAGUCAAGGGGGGCCACGACCAGGAGGAAGGAGGGAGAGGGGGAGGAGCGGGGGGAGGAGGGGUGAGACAUUCCCUCUACCAGUCCCCUCACCUGUUGCUGCUGCAGGGAUACAACAGACAGGACUGCCUGGUGUACCUGUUGAACAGAGAGCAGCACACUGUGGGUCAGGAGAUAUGUUCAGCCCGUCCAAACAUCUGCCUGUCCUCUCCUGACAUCCUGCCACUCCACUGUCGCCUCCACCGGCCCGCCGCCGUCACCGGGGACGACCGCUCCUGCGUUGCCGUGGAGCCCAUCCCCCACGCGACGGUCCUGGUCAACUUCUCCCGGUGCGAGCAAUCCACCCAGCUCCGCCAUGGCGACCUCCUGUCGUUCGGAGCCCACUACAUCUUCCUGUAUAAGGACCCAACGGGUGCCAAACCACUCCCCUCCCAGACGCUGGCACGCCUCCGAACCCUGGGGCAGCUGUACGAGGCUGGGGGAGGGGUUGGAGACGGAGGGUGGGACGGAGGGGGAGGGACCUGUAAGGCGUGUGGCUCUUUGUUAAAGGACAGGGGGCGUUGUCCUAAUAAAUUGGCCCCCCGCCAGGCGCAGUUUCAAACCGCACCUGAAGAGACGUUAUAUUUACAGCUGGACUUUGAGCAGGCCCACGAGGACGCCCUGGUGAGCAGGAUCAUGUCUCUGAUCGAGCCGGGCGGAGACGACCACAAGUUAGCCCCUGCCUACCUGCUGUGUCUCUGCAUACAGCACUCUGCUUCUGCCUUCCCACCAGGCUGCUUCGGCAAAUUGCUGCUGAAGAUAAUAGUACGAUGCAUACAGACCGUCUCCUGGGAGAAGACAAAGGAAUUGGCACAGAAGCAAGCUCAGCAUCAGGACCCGGCCUCCCUGUCUCUCCUGUCCAUCAGUGAUCUGAUCCCAGACCUGCAGGUCGUAUUCUUCUGGAUGUCCAACAGUAUAGAGAUCCUGUACUUCAUCCAACAGAAGGCCCCAGCAUACACACAGGGCAUAGAGACGCUCGACUCUAAAGGUUCCAAGGAGUCGUUGCUAUCGGCGACCAUCUCAGCCAAUGAGGAGGCUAUGACCAUCCUGGAGGAAGUGAUCAUGUACACCUUCCAGCAAUGUGUCUACUACAUCACCAAGUCCCUGUACGUAGUACUUCCUGGUCUACUGGACUGUAACCCGUUCCCGGUGGACAGCUCUGAACCCUGCUGGAGAGGAGGUACAGGCUUUCCUGAGCCCGUUCGCAGGGUCCUGCAGGUGCUCCAGUGCAGUCAGGAGCUACUCCAGGGGUACCAGGUCCACCCAGAGGUCCAGGCCCAGAUGUUCUCCUACCUCUUCUUCUUCUCCAACGUAUCUCUCUUCAACCAGCUCAUGGACAAGGGUCCGUCGCGGGGCUGGUUCCAGCGCUCUAAGGUUCUCCAGGUACAGGCCUGUGUCAGGAUGGUUCUAGAGUGGACUAGGAAGGCGGGGCUUAGUUACCUGGCAGACAAGUUCUUCAACAAGUUCAACAGCGCUGUCAGCAUCCUGGCCACACCUCCUCAGCAGCUAACACAGAUGAGUUGGAAGGUGCUGUGUGCAGACCACCCCAGUCUGAAGCCGGUUCAGCUGCAUGGCCUGUUGACUCAGUACCAGUUGACAGCUGAGAUGGGGCCUGUUCCUAUCUGGCAGCCCGGCAGUGAGGAUGAGGCAUACAUAUACAGGACAGUGGACCUUUUGGAGAGUUUUGAGAACCACCCUCCCAUCGUCCUCCCCAGCGGGGGGUUCAGAGUGGACCUGGACAGUGACUGUCUAGAGGACAGCAUCUAUAGGCAGCUGCUCUAUGUCAAACACUUCCUCUGGGGGCUACGCACACACACUCACACACACCCCACUAUCAACAACACACACACUCACACACACCCUACUGUCAACAACACAAACACUCACACACACCCUACUGUCAACAACACACACACUCACACAAGGGAGUUCCCUCCGUCCCACAACAGUCCCCGGUCAGGAGGGGUGGAGGAGUGGGUGAGGGACAGAACCCCAGGCCAAUGUCACAACAGUGUGAGGAGAAAUGGCACCGCCCCCCACUUCCGGCCGACCAACCAGGACCCUUCGUGCCUCCUGACUUCGCCCAACACGCCCCGGAACCCCGAGGGGGGUGGGGCUGACCUGGUUGGACACGCCCCCCAGGUCAACGGCUGCAGUAAUAGGACACAUUCAAUGGACAAGAAGAAAAGCAACGGACUAGAGGUGUUCAGUACUGCAUGUAUCCCCCUGGUGGCCAGUGUUCAGUACUGCAUGUCUCCCCCUGGUGGCCAGUGUUCAUGUGUGUCUAGCUGUAGUGUGUGUCUAGCUGUAGUGUGUGUCCUUUCUACAGGUAGUUUAAGUGAGUUCCCCUUCCCUGUGCCUCCCGAGGCCCUGCUACCUGAUGAUGAGUGUUGUCUGGUGUUUGUAGUGGAGCUGAACAAGGGACCCUACGGACUGGGCAUGGGACUCAUAGACGGACUGCACACGCCUCUGAAUGCUCCAGGGAUCUAUAUCAGAACUCUGAUACCAGACGGUCCGGCGGAGUCCGACGGGAGGCUGAGGAUUGGAGACAGGAUACUAGCGGUUAACGGGACCAGCCUGAUAGGAGCAGACUACCAGAGUGCUGUGGAUCUGAUUCGUCUAGGUGGAGGACGCCUGCGUUUCCUGGUGGCCAAGUCAGACCUGGAGGUCUCGGAGAAGAUCAGCGCUUCGUCCUGCUGACUGGAGGGAACGGCGGGAAUCUCCACGGGAACCGCUGCCCCCACAGCUCCACCAGGAGAGACGAGGAAGAGAGGAGAUGGAUUCCAGGGAACCGCUGCUCCCACAGCUCCACCAGGAGAGACGAGGAAGAGAGGAGAUGGAUUCCAGGGAACCGCUGCCUCCACAGCUCCACCAGGAGAGACGAGGAAGAGAGGAGAUGGAUUCCAGGGAACCGCUGCCUCCACAGCUCCACCAGGAGAGACGAGGAAGAGAGGAGAUGGAUGCCAGGAAGAUGGACAGAUCCUGGAACGAGGAGAUACUCUCCUGCGAGAGAGACGGAGCUUUCCAUCAGUCCCUAGUAUCACAUGCACAGACACACACACAUCGGCCUCAGAACUCAGACGGUGAUGGUUGGAGAAAAAAACAAACUGAAAAUCCACAAAUGAAUCGAUCAAAAGCACCAAAACACUCUGGGAAGAGACUCAGGAAUUGAUCAGGAGUUUCGCGACACGAGGAGUCAACAGACACCUUUAAAAAACCAGACAGACAUUCGCUGUUACCACGGUAACACACGCCCUGCCUGGAUUGGCGGAGGUACCGAGUCACCCCCCCCCCAGAACCCCCCUGACUCCCAUUGUCUCUGAGUAUGACUGCCAAGGCAUUCCGACCAAUCACCUGCGAAUAGUCAGUGAUUUGAAGCAAAGUCUAACCAAUCAGUCUCGAGCGUUAACCCCUUCCAGCCGGGGUUCUUUUAAAGCACAGUGGAGUUAGUUUGGGGUCCGAUGCUCCUCCCCCGAAGUCAACAAUACAAUGCUAUCAAUCAAACAUGUUGUGGGGAAUAGACUCAGGAGUUCUUUAGGGGUCCGAUGCUCCUCCCCUGAAGUCAACAAUACAAUGCUUUCAAUCAAACAUGUUGUGGGGAAUAGACUCAGGAGUUCUUUAGGGGUCCGAUGCUCCUCCCCCUCCUCCCCUGAAGUCAACAAUACAAUGCUAUCAAUCAAACAUGUUGUGGGGAAUAGACUCAGGAGUUAGUUUGGGGUCCGAUGCUCCUCCACCGAAGUCAACAAUACAAUGCUAUCAAUCAAACAUGUUGUGGGGAAUAGACUCAGGAGUUAGUUUGGGGUCCGAUGCUCCUCCACCGAAGUCAACAAUACAAUGCUUUCAAUCAAACAUGUUGUGGGGAAUAGACUCAGGAGCAGGUUCAUGUGUGUGUGUGAGCAGAUCUUUAUUCAUAUUAUAACCCAGAGAUUGUAGCUUUCUGAUCUGUUCUUAAACCUGGGGCCACUGUUAAACGAUCUGCUGACCGAACCAUUGAGAUUCAAUGGGGAAAUGUCCAUGUUGGCCUCUCAUUGACUGUAUAUACAUGCUAUGUACAUAUCAAUGUGCCCUUCCACACUCUGUGUGGAGGACUGUUGGAGUGACAUGCUCUAUUGAAGAAUGUUGUGAUGCUCUAUUGAAGAAUGUUGUGAUGCUCUAUUGAAGAAUGUUGUGAUGCUCUAUUGAAGAAUGUUGUGAUGUUCUAUUGAAGAAUGUUGUGAUAUUCUAUUGAAGAAUGUUGUGAUAUUCUAUUGAAGAAUGUUGUGAUGUUCUAUUGAAGAAUGUCGCAAUGUUCUAUUGAAGAAUGUUGUGAUGUUCUAUUGAAGAAUGUCGUGAUGUUCUAUUGAAGAAUGUCGCAAUGUUCUAUUGAAGAAUGUUGUGAUGUUCUAUUGAAGAAUGUCCUGAUGUUCUAUUGAAGAAUGUCGUGAUGUUCUAUUGAAGAAUAUUGUGACGUUCUAUUGUUCUGAAAGAAUGUCAUCAUGAACCCUGUUUAUAGCUGAUGCUAACCUGUGUCCUGUUCUCGUCCACAUUUCUAGACCAUUAGAAGAUUAGUGUUCAGCACUUUCUGACCGCCCCCGUAGGUUGUUCUGAGGGCAGCUCCGCCUCCAGGGAACUGGCAGAACAAAGCCAUUGGUUGGAUGAAAACUCAGUGACAUGUCAGUGGGCGGGGUUUACAGGGGAGAGUCAAAUAAGAAAAGGCCUUGGGUGGUAGGUUGCCACAAGUUCUCAUUUACAACUGUGACCUGACCAAGAUAAAGCAAAGCAUUGCAACACAAACAACAACACAGAGUUACACAUGGAGUAAACAAACGUGCAGUCAAUAACACAAUAGAAAAAUCUAUA